Molecule: messenger RNA, 387 nt
Organism: Plasmopara halstedii
Lineage: Eukaryota; Oomycota; Peronosporomycetes; Peronosporales; Peronosporaceae
Product: ribosomal protein l34
Exons: 3
Coding region: 1-387 (128 amino acids)
Biological process (GO): translation
Cellular component (GO): ribosome; mitochondrial large ribosomal subunit
Molecular function (GO): structural constituent of ribosome
Source: RefSeq, a predicted model, not a curated record
AUGGCAGCGAUAAUCAAGAGCGCGAUGCAGCAAAGUCUACGCUCACGACUCUUUCAUACAAGUGCACGUGCUUUAUGUAACAUCUCGACAUCUUCAUCCUCAUCUGUGUUUCUAAUGGCGACACGAUUAAAUUCCAUGAAUCCUUCAAUUCAAAAUCCACUUGUAAUGAAUCGUUUGGAGAUAACUGACUAUUUACCACAAGUAAAUGAACUUGAAUGUCCUGGCGAGAGUCUUAAUGAAUCAUUUCAAGUCAUUAAACGUACGUAUCAACCAAGUGUAUUGCGUCGUAAACGUAAACAUGGUUUUCGUACGCGUCGUGUUUCCAUUUCCGGUCGUAAAGUUUUAAAACGUCGGUUUAACAAACGUCGAUGGCGUAUGUCUCUCUAA